This is a messenger RNA of Bactrocera oleae (olive fruit fly), 3204 nucleotides long. RefSeq names its product Pre-mRNA-splicing factor SYF1 fand (gene fand). The record is from RefSeq and is a predicted model, not a curated record. Gene Ontology annotation, cellular component: post-mRNA release spliceosomal complex; U2-type catalytic step 2 spliceosome; Prp19 complex. NCBI's taxonomy places the organism in Eukaryota, Metazoa, Arthropoda, Insecta, Diptera, Tephritidae. Gene Ontology annotation, molecular function: protein binding. Gene Ontology annotation, biological process: mRNA splicing, via spliceosome; generation of catalytic spliceosome for first transesterification step.
GGUGCAAGAAAUAAGUCACACACAACUGAUUUAUAUAUCGAGAUAAUCAUAAAAUUAUUUAAGAGAAAUUGUGUAAUUAGAUUAAAAUAAAUAAUAUAUGCCAUAUAUAAGAUAAUAACCGUAUUUGCGAGAGAGUAGCAUUAUUAAAUAGCUAUUUUUCAAAGAAUAAUAGUUAAACUGCCUUUUUUCCAUAAGCGACGUGAACUAGAUUAUUCUUUACACGGGAAUAUUCAUACCCAAAUACAUAAUAUAGAAAUCAUAUCUUGAAAUUUUUGUUGUUAGGUGUUUUUAUUAAAAUGUGAAUUAUGUAAAAAUUGUCAGCCUUCAUUAUGCAUGUAUCAUUUUCCAACACUGUGGCGUUGUUUGACAAUCAGCCGCAACAGCUGAUCGGGCUAAUAAGUAUUCCUUUCAGUUUUUCGCAUUUUAUACGAUUGUGUUAUAUUUGUUAAAAAAAUUAUUUAUGUUUAAAAAUUUUGUUUAAAUAGCAAAAUGACUCUUAUUGAUAAACCACUUAUUACAGUGGAUAUAGAUUUUCCUGAGGAGGAUGUUCCCUACGAGGAGGAGAUAUUGCGAAAUGCUUAUUCGGUUAAACAUUGGCUUCGUUACAUUGAACACAAAUCCAAGGCACCCAAUUGUGGCGUGAAUAUUGUAUAUGAGCGUGCACUCAAGGAGCUGCCGGGUAGCUACAAAAUUUGGUAUAAUUACCUACGCACACGUCGUAAGCAAGUGCGUGGACGCCCACUCAAUGAUCCGAUGUAUGAUGAAGUGAACAAUACUUUCGAAAGAGCACUUGUGUUCAUGCACAAAAUGCCACGCAUUUGGAUGGAUUAUGGAGUUUUUAUGACGACGCAAUGUCGCAUUACACGUACAAGACACGUGUUUGAUCGCGCUUUACGUGCAUUGCCCAUUACACAGCAUCAUCGCAUUUGGCCGCUUUAUUUAAAAUUUGUGCGACGUUUCGAUAUACCAGAAACAGCUUUACGCAUCUACCGGCGCUACCUAAAACUGUUUCCGGAAGAUGCUGAAGAGUAUAUAGAGUAUUUAAUAGAUGUCGAGCGUUUAGAUGAAGCAGCUCAGCAAUUGGCUUCAGUAGUGGACAAUGAACAUUUCGUAUCGAAGCAUGGGAAGUCUAACCAUCAGUUGUGGAAUGAGUUGUGCGAUUUGAUUUCGAAAAAUCCCGACAAAGUGCAUUCAUUGAAUGUGGACGCUAUUAUACGGAGCGGCCUUAGACGUUACACUGAUCAGCUUGGUCAUCUCUGGAACUCUUUGGCUGAUUAUUAUGUACGCUCGGGUCUCUUUGAUCGUGCACGCGAUAUUUAUGAAGAAGCUAUACAAACGGUGACCACAGUGCGCGAUUUCACGCAAGUUUUCGACGAGUAUGCUCAAUUUGAAGAGGUGUCCUUGAAUAAACGCAUGGAAAUGGUGGCUGACGAUCCCCAUGCCACCGAAGAUGACGACAUUGAUGUUGAAUUGCGCUUGGCACGCUUCGAGUAUCUCAUGGAGCGGCGUCUGCUGCUAUUGAAUAGCGUGCUACUGCGUCAGAAUCCGCAUAAUGUACAUGAGUGGCACAAGCGUGUAAAGUUGUACGAAGGCAAGCCGCACGAAAUAAUCAAUACAUACACCGAAGCCGUGCAGACUGUGCAACCAAAGUUGGCAGCGGGCAAACUACAUACAUUGUGGGUGGAAUUCGCUAAAUUUUACGAAUCUAAUAAUCAAGUAGAGGACGCGCGGGUAGUCUUUGAGAGGGGCACUGAGGUGGAGUAUGUAAAAGUGGAAGAUCUAGCGGCGGUGUGGUGUGAAUGGGCAGAAAUGGAGAUCAGACAGGAGAACUUUGAAGGCGCUCUACGAUUGAUGCAAAAAGCCACUGCAAUGCCGAAACGUAAAGUGGCCUAUCAUGAUGAUACCGAGACGGUGCAAAUGCGUUUAUAUCGCUCGCUAAAGGUCUGGUCCAUGUACGCCGAUUUGGAGGAAUCUUUUGGCACUUUCAAAACAUGCAAAGCUGUUUAUGAUCGCAUAAUUGACUUGAAAAUCUGCACACCGCAAAUUAUCAUUAACUACGGGCUCUUCUUGGAGGAGCACAACUACUUCGAGGAAGCUUUUCGUGGCUAUGAAAAGGGCAUUGCGCUCUUCAAAUGGCCAAAUGUAUAUGACAUAUGGAAUGCUUACUUGACAAAGUUUCUCAAGCGUUAUGGCGGCACAAAAUUGGAGCGUGCGCGCGAUCUGUUUGAACAGUGUCUAGAGAAUUGUCCGCCUGAGCAUGCCAAGUACUUCUAUUUACUGUAUGCGAAGUUGGAGGAGGAACACGGUUUAGCGCGUCAUGCUAUGGCCGUCUAUGAUCGGGCAACCAGCGCUGUCAAGCCCGAAGAAAUGUUUGACAUGUACAACAUAUUUAUUAAGAAAGCCGCGGAAAUCUAUGGGCUACCACGUACGCGUGAAAUUUACGAAAAGGCCAUAGAGGCAUUGCCCGAGGAGAAUAUGCGUCCGAUGUGUGUGCGCUUUGCGGAAAUGGAAACGAAGCUGGGCGAGAUAGACCGCGCACGCGCCAUUUAUGCGCAUUGCUCACAGGUAUGUGAUCCACGCAUAACCGCCGACUUUUGGCAAACCUGGAAAGAGUUUGAGGUGCGUCAUGGCAAUGAGGACACUAUGCGCGAAAUGUUGCGCAUCAAGCGCUCCGUGCAGGCCACCUAUAAUACGCAAGUGAACAUGAUGGCCGCACAGUUUCUCAAUCAGCCAACUGCCGGUGGCGCCAACGCUGAGGGCGGUGGCGAUGCUAUGCGUCUGCUCGAGGCUAAGGCAGCGGCAGAGCAACAGGCACGCCAACAACAAACGCUUAAGCCACAGACCAGCGGCAAUAUUAUGUUUGUGCGCGGCGAAACGCAAGGUGGCAACGCCAAGGACAAGGUGGUCAAUCCAGAUGAAAUCGACAUUGGCGAUAGCGAUGAAGACGAAGACGACGACGAUAAUGAGGAGGCCGAGGGCGACACAAAUGGCACACAAAAGCGUGGCAGCAAUGAGGAAAACAUCAUUUCGGCGAAGCGCUUGCGCAUUGAACAACAAGCAAUACCGGCGAAGGUGUUUGGCAGUUUGAAAAAGCCCACCGAUGAUGAUGAUAAUGAACAGGAAGCAGAUUGAGUGCGCACAUUUUAUUAUUAUAGUAAAUAAAAUGAAAUAAAUUUUAAUUCCAAACAGAUUUGGGAAUAAAUA